Messenger RNA from Gryllus bimaculatus (two-spotted cricket), 591 nucleotides. NCBI's taxonomy places the organism in Eukaryota, Metazoa, Arthropoda, Insecta, Orthoptera, Gryllidae. The record is from the annotation of a GenBank genome assembly.
AAUGAUGUUUCCAUCCUACUGCUGAAUGAACCCUUAGUGUUCACGGAUUACGUGAAACACAUCAAGCUGGCUGCUCCAGGUGUCAAUCACGACGGCACCACUGUGCUUUCGGGUUGGGGUGUUACGGACUCCAUCUUCCGAACUCCUCCUGACGUGCUAUUGACGGAGGAACUGCCGGUGGUGAACCACAGCGUGUGUGUGGACCGCGUCGGCCGGCGAUUCUUCGGAGUGAGCGAGGACGACCUGCCCGACUCCAUCUUGUGCACCGGCCCCCUGGCUGGCGGCAUGGGGCCCUGCCCGGGAGACUCGGGAGGCCCUCUGACGCAGAACGGCGUGUUGGUGGGGGUCGUCUCGUGGGGGCCGUACAUUUGCGGCACCGCGAACGUGCCGUCCGGCUUCACGCGGGUGUCGGCUUUCACACAGUGGAUCACUACCGCGACCGCCAACUUCGGGAUCGGCAGAGACCCAGGUCUUCACCCUCGAACAGCACCUGCCGCCCGGUUCCCAGCCCCGCCCCGCCCCGCCCCGGCCGCCUCCCACACACCCGCUCUCAGGAGCCACGGCUGAAAACGCAGGCCGCCGUGUCAUGAG